Acomys russatus (golden spiny mouse) is the source of this 1506-nucleotide messenger RNA. It is a transcript of the gene Slc35g1, whose product is annotated as solute carrier family 35 member G1. Gene Ontology annotation, cellular component: plasma membrane; endoplasmic reticulum membrane. The record is from RefSeq and is a predicted model, not a curated record. Bases 35 to 1141 code for a protein of 368 amino acids. The transcript has 3 exons. NCBI's taxonomy places the organism in Eukaryota, Metazoa, Chordata, Mammalia, Rodentia, Muridae. Gene Ontology annotation, biological process: regulation of cytosolic calcium ion concentration; calcium ion export across plasma membrane.
GGCGCGCGGCUGCGGGGAGAGCGCGGGCUGCAGGAUGGGGCCCCCGGGGAGCGCGGCGGAACUCGCAGCCGAGGUGGUGGAGCUGCGCGAGCCCGAGGUGCGGCUCGCGGACCCCGCGCCCCCCGGCGAGGAGCAUGCAGACGUCGAGGCGGCGGGAGACCCCGGCCGAGGCAGGUGCUGGCCGUGUGGAGCCUGGGCGUGCUGCUCCCGUGGGGAGCCCGAAGCCAAGAAGAAAGCACCCUGUCCUGGACUUGGCUUGUUUUACACAGUGUUGUCUGCCUUCCUUUUCUCAGUGGCCUCUUUAUUUGUUAAAAAAGUGCAAGGCAUCCAUGCUGUAGAGAUCAGCGCAUUUCGCUGCGUGAUCCAAAUGCUGAUCAUUAUUCCUUGCUUGAUAUACAGAAAAACUGGGUUCAUAGGUCCCAAAGGUCAAAGGGUUUUCCUCCUUCUCAGAGGGGUCUUUGGUUCCACUGCCAUGAUCCUUAUGUACUACGCUUUCCAGACGACGUCCCUCGCAGAUGCCACAGUCAUUGCAUUUAGCUGUCCAGUGUUUACGUCAAUCUUUGCUUGGAUAUUCCUCAAGGAAAAGUAUAGCCUUUGGGAUGCCUUCUUCACCUUGUUCGCGAUCGUUGGAGUGAUCCUUAUCGUGAGACCGCCAUUUUUAUUUGGUUCGGACACUUCAGGGAUGAGAGAGAGCUAUUCGGAGCACAUUAAGGGGACGUUUGCCGCCAUCGGACAUGCUGUGCUAGCCGCACUGACUCUCGUUAUCCUGAGGAAGAUGGGAAAGUCUGUGGACUACUUCCUGAGCAUUUGGUAUUAUGUCAUACUUGGUCUUCCUGAAAGCAUCAUCAUCCUCUUUGCAAUAGGAGAAUGGAGUCUGCCUCAGUGUGGGCUGGACAGGCUGUUUCUCAUACUCAUUGGACUCUUGGGUUUGGGGGGUCAGAUAUUUAUCACUAAAGCAAUUCAAAUAGAAAAGGCAGGGCUCGUAGCAAUAAUGAAGACAAUGGAUAUAGUCUUUGCGUUUAGCUUUCAAAUUGCUUUCUUCGAUAACGUGCCGACCUGGUGGACGGUGGGCGGCGCGCUCUGUGUCGUAGCCAGUACGACUGGAGCCACCAUUCGCAGAUGGGUCCAGGGGUCCAAAUGAAGUGUCGCUGCUGAAAUCUUUGUUUUCUUCAAGUGCGCCAUCAUCCAACUCAGACAUCUUACACACCUGCACACAUACCUGGAAGAAACUGCAUUAUUCUUUGGUUAUAUUUAAUAAAUUUUAUAAAUAAAGCGCCAUUUUGAAUAUGGUAUGUUUUUGACUAAGAGUAGCUAGGCUAGCCUAGCUGUUUCUGGAUAGCCUUUAUUUUUGCUCCGGCUUGUUGGUUGGGUUGCCAUUGAUGAGAAGGGAGCUCAUUAGAGGAGUUUCAGAAAUUUCUUUUAUGAGUACAAUUUUUAAAAUUUAUUUUUGACGCAGGACGUGGAUGGGAGAUGGCGUAUUUUAGCAGUGUAGAUAAGAAGCUUAAU